GUCAAAUGAUUCAAUAUGUUGCGAAUUAUUUAGAAAAUAUUCAUGAACGAAAAGUGUUUCCCAACAUACGUCCUGGUUAUUUGGCGAAAUUACUACCGAACGAAGCACCAAAUGAACCGGAAAGUUGGGAAGAUAUUAUGAAUGAUGUAGAAAGUAUGAUUAUGCCAGGGGUGACACAUUGGCAACAUCCACAUUUUCAUGCCUAUUUUCCUUGUGGUUGUUCGUACACUUCAAUAUGUGCUGAUAUACUGGCUGACGGCAUUUCAUCGAUCGGAUUCACUUGGUGUUGUGCAACUUUGGGAACAACAGCCACUUGUGGAUUUGAUAAAUUAAAGGAUAUUGGUCCUAUUUGCGAUAAAUACAAUAUAUGGUUACAUGUAGAUGCAGCUUAUGCUGGUUCUUCAUUUAUUUGUCCAGAAUAUCGAUAUUUAAUGGAUGGAAUUGAAUUUGCCAUGUCAUUUGUAUUCAACCCACAUAAAUGGUUACUGAUUAAUUUCGAUUGUUCAAUUAUAUGGUAUCGUGAAGUGAAUUGGGUUAAAAAUUCAUUUCACGUUGAUCCACCUUAUUUGAAGCAUAAACAUCAAAAAACUUCCAUUGAUUUUCGUCAUAUGCAAAUUCCAUUGGGUAGAAAAUUUCGAUCGUUGAAAAUAUGGUUCACUUUACGAAGAUACGGUGUAAAAAAUCUACAAACCUACAUUCAAAAUCAUAUUCAACUGGCGCAUUAUUUUGAAAAACUUAUAUUAGCUGAUGAUCGUUUUGAAAUUAUUGCUGAAGUACUAAUGGGUUUAGUUUGUUUUCGAAUAAAGAAUAAUAAUGAAUUAACAAAACAAUUAUUUUAUGAUAUUGAAACGGAUGGUCGAAUUCAUUUAGUUUCAUCGGAAUUACAAUCACCAAAACCAUUAUAUUUCAUUCGUUUUGCUGUAUGUUAUCAUUCACCGAAUCGACAACAUAUUGAUUAUGCAUAUAAUGUCAUUAGUGAAUUAUGUGAAAAAUUAUUAAUUCAAACAAACGAUUCAACUAUCAAUAACCAAUGGAAUCAUUCAAAUAUCAAUCCUAUGCUACUUGAUCAAGAUCAAGUAAACAUUGAUCAAUGAAAUUAGUGAAUUGAACUUCGAUUUCAUUGAUGUGUUUCAAUUGUCAAUUUAUUGUAUCUGUCUGUUUGUUUGUUUGUUUAAAAUUAUUCAUGUGUUUUUAAUUGUAGUUUUUGUUAUUUUAUCAAUUCGAAUGUGUAAUGUGUAUUGUGGCAUUGUAAUAUGUUACGUAAAACUAACAAAGUACUGCUCCGUAAAAGAA
Schistosoma turkestanicum is the source of this 1293-nucleotide messenger RNA. The record is from the annotation of a GenBank genome assembly. Lineage: Eukaryota; Metazoa; Platyhelminthes; Trematoda; Strigeidida; Schistosomatidae.